AUGUACAUACAUCUUCGCUUAACAGAAAUAUAUGAUACCAGUGACGUUGACGACGGAUGGUUCGGAAAGAUUCAUAUAGUGUUGUUUGGUGAUCUGCUCCAACUGCCUCCUGUGAGACAACUGUCACCAUUCGAAAAUUUGAAGUCGUGUGAUGUUCUUAAAUGUUUAGGAUCCCUUAGUGCUCCAAAUUUAUGGAAAACACUAUUUUGUUAUGAGGAAUUGACUGUCAACAUGAGGCAAAAAAACGACCAACUUUUCGGUGAAAUGUUGAAUCGUUUUAGAAUGGGUGUAGUAACAAAUCAAGACAGUUGCACUUUAUUUAAUAGACUUCUUAAAUUAACUGCUAAAAAUCAAAACGACCGGCUUAAAGAAAUCAUAUCCUAUUUUAGACUGCUGUCCGAUGAUACAGUAUGUUUAUUUCCCACUAAAAAUAUGUGUAACCAAUUUAAUACUGCAAUGUUGGCAAGUAUGGAGCAACCAGAAAUGAAAUUAAAUUCGAUAGAUGAAAUAGACUGUCCACGAUAUUUAAAAAAACGAGAAAAUGAAGUUCUCAAAAAAAACGAGGAUGAUUCAUCGCUCACUGCUGGCUAA
This is a messenger RNA of Sipha flava (yellow sugarcane aphid), 591 nucleotides long. RefSeq lists its product as uncharacterized. Bases 1 to 591 code for a protein of 196 amino acids. Lineage: Eukaryota; Metazoa; Arthropoda; Insecta; Hemiptera; Aphididae. The transcript has a single exon. The record is from RefSeq and is a predicted model, not a curated record.